AUGGCGCCUAAAUCCGUGUACGUCUGGCAUGUGCUUUCUUGUUCUGCUUCGGCAGAGCAAGACUUGACGGCGACAGCUCGUGCAUGGUUGCAAAACUCCGGUGAAGAGCGCAUUGAGUUGAAAGUCUCCACCUUUCAGAAGCAGACCACGGUGCUCGGGCAUUGCCACAGACAUGAUGGUUGUGGUUUGGCCUUUAGGUUCAUGUUUCUGAAGCAAGAGAACUUACAGUUGCUCGGCCUUGUGCAAGAAGGCGAAAGAUUCUUCAUUGUGGAGUGCAACAAGAAGGAUCGAAAGCAUGAUGGACAGUCAAAGUUGGAGGUGGAGCAGUCCAUCUUGAAAAGAAAGUACAGUCAUCUUCCUACCGCACUCGCGAAGAAGCAGAUGGUCACGGACAAAGUGCCAGAGGCACAUAUUCCAACGACUCGUGCUUUGGAUGGUUCGCGACACAGAUACUUAAAAAAGCGGUCGAAGUUCUGUGUGGACCUGGUGGAAAUGUUGAAGGACUUUUUGAACAAUCCGCCAGAACCAGUAUCUGUGUUCGAGAGCAUGAACGCCGCAGUGUCCGAAGAUGAAGUUCGCUUUGCCUUCUUUGAGGCAUCCAACAUGCAGGCCGCCACGGAGUACAUGGCAGGAAGUGAAAGGAUCAUCUUGAUCUCCGAUUGCACGUACCAGACGAACCAUCAAAGAUUGGUUCUUGGAAGUUUGGGACUUGCAGUACUUCAUAGAGACGACCAUGGAAAGGUGAGAUGUCGGUUCUGGCCUGUGAUGUUCAGUGUCUCUGAAGCUGAAGAUGAGAGUGCGUAUGAUCUCUUGUGCAAGGCUUUCAUUGACAAGACGGGUGUGAAUCCGGGAAAGGUAAGCAACAUUUUCCUCGACGGCCACGCAGGUGCGUUUGCAGCCAUGCAGCGCCAGUUCCCAGGUGCAUGCAUCCACCGGGAUUUGCAACAUGUGAAGAAGAACAUUAAGGACAAUGCCGGCAAACUGCAAGACACCAACUUGAGAACUUACAUCACCGACGUGGUCGAGUUUUCAGCGAAGCUUUCGCAACCCAGUGAAUUUCAUACCGUCUGGAAAGACACCCUGGGUCGGCUUCGCAACGAGUGGCACGAGGAGUGUGGUUCGAAAGAUAGACUGGUCUAA
Molecule: messenger RNA, 1140 nt
Organism: Symbiodinium natans
Lineage: Eukaryota; Dinophyceae; Suessiales; Symbiodiniaceae
Source: the annotation of a GenBank genome assembly